UUUAAAUACAGGUUCCGAGCAACGCAAUUCAGCACUCUAACCUCUUAAACCCUCAACACCCGUCUCUGCGGCUAUCGCCAUGGCUAUACAUCCCCACUUAGACAGUAUCCUCUGGACCGAAGACCAAAUCUCCCACCGAGUCUCCGAACUCGCUGCACAAAUCGUCCAUGACUUUCCCGCCUCGUCAGCUCCUCCCGUCUUUAUCGGCGUUGCCACCGGCGCAUUCAUAUUCCUCGCUGACCUAGUUCGCAAAAUCGACCUCCCUUUCACCGUUGAUCUCGUUCGAGCUCAAUCCUACGGUUCCGGAACUGUCUCCAAUGGCGCACCUACCAUUUCUUCUGACUUGAAGGUUGAAGUUAACGGCCAACACGUCAUUUUGGUUGAAGACAUCGUGGACUCUGGACAUACUUUAUCUAGACUCAUUUCACACUUGAAAUUGAAAGGAGCAUCCUCUGUUUCUGUAUGCACUCUUCUUGACAAGCCAGCAAGGAGAAAAGUUAAUGUACAACUGGUGGGGGAAGGGAAAUUCUACCGGGGAUUUGAGUGUCCAGACUAUUUUGUAGUUGGUUAUGGAAUGGAUUUUGAUGAACGGUACAGAAAUUUGCCUUACAUUGGUGUCUUGAAGCCUGAACUUUACAGUUGAUGUUGUAUUUGGUAGUUGGUGCUCGCCACAUUUGGAACCACGAAGUAUUGAGUUUGUCUGACACGCUUCCACUUGCUCGCAGAGUGAACCAAUAGAAUAGCUAUAGAAACUAGAAAGUAGAAGAAACAAAAUAAGAUUAAUUUGUUGUACCAUUUAAUGGUUGUCAUUAAAUUAUAAAUUAUGCGUUGGAUAUUUGCAGAUUUUACAAUUAUAUUUAUUUGAGUAA
Molecule: messenger RNA, 869 nt
Organism: Vicia villosa (hairy vetch)
Lineage: Eukaryota; Viridiplantae; Streptophyta; Magnoliopsida; Fabales; Fabaceae
Exons: 3
Coding region: 80-643 (187 amino acids)
Biological process (GO): purine ribonucleoside salvage; hypoxanthine metabolic process; IMP salvage
Molecular function (GO): magnesium ion binding; hypoxanthine phosphoribosyltransferase activity
Source: RefSeq, a predicted model, not a curated record